AUGGUGGACUUCAGGUGCGAGUUAUCAAACCAGGUUCCGUACUUCAGCAGCCGUCCCAAACAAGUCAGGAAAGUGUCCGGCUCGUCGUCUUUGCUAAACACCUCAAACUUGGACGACGUGAUGGAUUGCAAAAGGGCAAGAAGUUCGGGAGUCGUUUUCGAGCAAAUCACAGAACUCAAGAUCGAGCCCGAGCUAGACCCAGACACUAUUUUGGGGAGCAGGUCUAGCUCCAAAAGCGUGGAGAAGACACCCAUCCCCAGCAUACCGAAACAACUUCCGCCGCUCAUGACAUUGCAAGCACCGUUGACACUCCGAAAUGUACUCCUCGAUGAGAAACUUGGUACCAACAAAAGAGUGUCUAUAAAGAUUGAUGUUAUCCAUGUUGGCCAUGUUUCUCGACCAGCCGGGACACACACAGUUGACUCUAGCACCAAAGGAGGAGAACUCCACACCAAGAGACUUGGUCAGGUGGAUACAUCCAGCCUUGGCAGCGUUGUAUGGCAUUUGGUAGUUAGGAACGUUGACAAUCAUUCCGGACAUCGAGGCGGUGAUGACCAAAGAGCCCUUUCUAUUCUUCUUGAACACCUUUCCGACGUUCUUGGCGCAGUAGUAAACACCGUUGAGGUCGACGUCCAUGACUCUGUGCCAGUCCUUGUCGUCGUUGUUGACGUCGUCGAGGAUGGAUCCGGUUUCCCAAACAACACCGGCGUUGGCGACAAACACGUCGAUGGUGCCGAAGUCCUCAACGACCUGGUUAACGGUAUCCUCGACGUUCUUCGAGGAGGCAACGUUGACCCUGUAAGCCUUUGUCUUGACACCGUAUUGCUUGGCGAGCUUCUCUGCGGUUUCUGUGGCAUCGGAGUAGUCCCAGAUGACAAGAACAUCACAGCCGGCCUCACAGUAGGCCUGAGCAGCAGCGUAUCCAAUUCCGUUUUCUCUGGCAGCUCCAGUAACAACACAAACCUUGCCCUUCAUAGAGAAAAGGUCAAAAAUACCUUUACCCUCAAGGUGGGAUGGAGGAGGCUUUGGCAGAGGAGUGGUGUCUGCAGCACCGUGGACCAACGAGGUGACAAUUUCGUCUUGUGUCAUUGCAAUUACAAUCAAUACCACAAGUUCCUGAGGAACACCCCGAACUCCGAAAUACAAACAAUUAACGUCUAUCAAAUAGAUUUAGUCAAUAACUGGUCGAUCUUUUCUUCCAAAGAUUCCAAUUUUUUGUCCUUGGCCAAGUUGGACGCCUGCAAUUGCUCCACGACCGAUUCCAGGUUCGUAACCAGGGUCUGCAGCUUCUCGAUCGAAGUCUUUAGACCGCCAGCAGCACGUCCAGCAGCAGAACCAGCAGAACCUGCAGAGGCGGCUGAGGCAGGAACACUUUUUGGCUCUUCGGUUACAGCAGACUUUGGCACCUCUUUCUCCUCAACAGGCGUCUCGCUCUCGGCAACGGUCUUAACAGACUCUUCCGGCUUUGGUGUCUCCUGCUGUUCUUUUUUCUCUGGAGCAGACACGACCUUUGGUUCUUCCUUGGCUGGAGUGGUCUCCUUCUUGGCCUCAACCUCGCGAGGAACCUGCUGCCAGUCGUCGUCAUCGUCGCCAUCAACGUCCUGGGUGUCGUCGUCCGACAGGUCGUGCACCUUGUUCAGCAAAGAGGUGACCUCUUUCUGGUUCUUCAGGUCGUCGAUGGUACCAGUAUUGGACGAAAAAUCAACCGCUUUGGCCUUUGGCUCCUCUUUAACCUCAGGUUUUGGCUCUUCCUUUGGCGCUUCCUUUGGCUCCUUCUUUGGCUCCUUCUUUGGCUCCUCUUUUUUAGGCUGCUCAGUCUGUUCCUCGACCUUUCUCUCGGUCUCGUCCACAAAUGUUGGUAGAUGGAUCAAAGAACGGCAUCAAAACACCAGAAGAGGCGUCCACGGAGUAGAAUCCUCCAAUUGGGCCGUCUUCGAUCUUAUCCGCGUUCCAGACUCCCAGCUGUCUUUCGGAGUAUCUAUCAAAACCAGUGGUGGCCAAUCUAUUUGUGUUUCCGAGCCAGCAAACUCUGGAAACCUUGGCUCCGGUAUGGCCUGGUCCCUCAGAGAUGAUUUCUCCGGUCUGGACGUCCCAAACUCUGAGCUUCUUGUCUCUAGAAGCAGUGACAAUUUUGGUUCCGUCAAAGUUCCAGGAAAAACUUGUCACGAGGUCCUUGUGUUGCAAUGUCUUUUCGCAUUUCAGUGUGUCCAGGUUCCAGAUCUUGAUGGAGUAGUCGAACGAGGACGAAGCAAGAACGUUUUCGGCCACCGGGUGGUACAAAAUGUGUCCGACUUUACGGGAAUGACCAGUCAAAGCGGCCACUGGCGCAACAUCGACAAUUUUGUCGGUAUCAAUCUUGGUGAAAGUGUAGUCUUCAGGAAUUUCCCAAAGUAA
Messenger RNA from Ogataea philodendri, 2394 nucleotides. RefSeq lists its product as uncharacterized. The transcript is spliced from 5 exons. The record is from RefSeq and is a predicted model, not a curated record. NCBI's taxonomy places the organism in Eukaryota, Fungi, Ascomycota, Pichiomycetes, Pichiales, Pichiaceae. Bases 1 to 2394 code for a protein of 797 amino acids.